AUGCUCGAGAGAUUUCCUACCGUUCCCACGGGGAAAAAACCAGACGCUGUCCCAUGCAACAGCAAAAAGCCAAAGAUUCGUCCUCCAAAUACGCUCCGGGAGAAAAUAAUACAGCACCCUCUACCCUAUUACUCUGGGCCAUAUAGUGUGGGCAUGAUGGACGUUGAAGUACCUGCUAGGGAUCCUCGACACUUUUCAGAUAUAAAGAGAGAUCACAAGUAUCUAUUACAACUGGACACGGUGUUGAUGAGCAUUUGGUAUCCUAGCGGACGAGGAAACGGACAAGGUCGUUCUCCAGAGGGAUUGAAGAAAUGGGGGCGUCCCACCUGGCUUCCGCGGCCUCGGAUUGAGACAGCAAAAGGGUAUGGACGAUUCGCAUCUUUACCUGAUUUUAUAUCGGUCCCUUUGUUUGGUGCCACCACAGCAUUCACAAAAAUUCCUGCGUGGAAAAACUCGCCUCUUGCUGAACAUUGGCCGCCGGAGGAGAAUUCCUACGAAGGAGGUUACGAGGUAAAAACUCGCCUGGGAAGAGUCCCAACUGGGGAAACCGAAUCGCCGGUAUUUCCACUUUUGAUAUUUAGCCACGGGCUUGGAGGAACUAGAACGACAUAUAGCAGUCUGUGUGGAGAAUUUGCCAGUUACGGGUUCAUUGUAGUGAGCGUAGAACAUCGUGACGGUUCCGGUCCGCGAAGCUAUAUCAACUAUCCGAAGGACUCCCCCAAAAGCCAAGAAGGAUAUUCUAAAAUCGAUUAUGUAUUCCCAGAGAACAAUCCCAUGGACACAGCGCCUGGAAACAAACAAGGUGUAGACUCAGCAUUAAGGUCUGCACAGAUCCAGCUCCGACUAGCAGAGAUCGAGGAGGCAUACCAUGUCAUGACACUCAUACAUUCGGGUCGUGGCCACGAAGUUGCAGCUCGAAACCUCCGACACAAGAAUCCAAAGGCAAAAUCACCUAUUGGUGCUUCGUCACGCGGAUUGCUGGGAGUGAAUUGGGAAUCAUGGAAGGAACGUUUUCAUCUUCGACAAGUGACAAUGAUCGGUCACUCAUUUGGCGCAGCCACUACAAUAGAAGUUUUACGACAUCAGGAUCGGUUCAAAUACGUUGGUCAAGGCAUCAUUUACGACAUCUGGGGUGCUGCAAUACAACCUCCGGAAGAAGAACCAGGACAUCGAAUCCAUACACCGCUCCUAGGAAUCAACAGCGAGGCCUUCAUGUACUGGAACGACAAUUUUGAGUCAGUAAUGAAACUAUGUAAAGAAGCCAAAGACCAAGGCGCGUUGUGUUGGCUCAUGACGGUCCGCGGCUCAGUCCACCUCUCCCAAUCCGACUUCACGAUUCUGUACCCGAAAAUAUGCAGUCUCUUCUUGAAAAUGACGGUCAAUCCCCGUCGAGCCAUCGAUCUUAAUAUCAACGCUUCUCUGGAAUUCCUACGACACGUCAUGCCUGACCGCAUCUCAGCCAUGAACCGAGGAAGAAAUGAACAUCUCCUUGAUGUCCGCACCCUGGACAAACUGCCCGCAGAGCACAAACCUGAUGAACGUUGGAUGGCUAUGAGAUUGCGUAUACCGCAUGAAGCGAGAAUCCGGUUGACGCCGAGAUGGAUACGACGGGCUGUCCGAAAGAAGAGGUUGGAAUCUAAGGCGGAUGGAAAGCCCAUCAGCAGCUUACCAAAAGAUCCGUUGGGGAGGGUAUUAGACGGGCUGGAGAGUUUGGAGAUGGGCGAUGAGGUUUGGAUGCAUGUUGCUCCUACUAAGGAGGAACUUGGACGUUGGGGUGUGGAACUGGAUGGGAGUCAUGGGCAUAAAUAUCCGGAAGGUCCUAAAGACAAUGGAGACCAGGUGGAUGGAAAUGAUGGAAAGGAAAAGGAAGGACGUGAUGAGAGCCAUGAAAGAGAUCAUGCUUCGGAUGGGGUUGAUAGGACGGGCGGCAUGGUUGAAGUUACGGGCGAUGAGGGAAAUGAUCCAAGUGAUCCCAAUGUCCAUAAAGGUCUUGAACAAAGGUACAUGGACAGGGGAUAA
Glarea lozoyensis ATCC 20868 is the source of this 2019-nucleotide messenger RNA. RefSeq names its product alpha/beta-Hydrolase. Gene Ontology annotation, molecular function: 1-alkyl-2-acetylglycerophosphocholine esterase activity. The transcript has 2 exons. Lineage: Eukaryota; Fungi; Ascomycota; Leotiomycetes; Helotiales; Helotiaceae. The record is from RefSeq and is a predicted model, not a curated record. The coding region runs from base 1 to 2019 and encodes 672 amino acids.